AUGGCAAGAGGACCUUGGGACAUCCCCAGCAUCAUCACACAGUGUCUCUCGCCAGCAAAGCUGAUAGUUCGCAUACUCAAUCUCAUCUUCUCCUUCCUUCGCCCCUACAAUCCAAUCCGGCAGAAUGUCACGUUGGUCUGCAUAAGCGACACACACAACCUCAUCCCGAAGCACGUACCCUUUGGAGACGUGCUCAUCCACGCUGGAGAUCUGACACAAGGCGGCACUCCGAGCGAGAUUCAAGCACAAGUGGACUGGCUGGAUUCUCUGCCUCAUCAAUACAAGAUCGUGAUUGCUGGAAACCAUGACUCGCUGCUCGAAGUGCGAAGUCGUGGGACGCUCGACCUCGCAGACCAGAAUGUCGACAUAAAUUGGCGCUCGAUAAUCUAUCUCCAAGAGGACCCUGCUCGACUACAUUUUCCGAGCCGAGGAUCUCAUGGUGAUGGCUGUACGCUCAAGAUCUAUGGAUCCCCCAUCGUUCCACAUGUCGGAGGGCCAGAACAUGCAUUCCAGGUACCUAGGACUAAGGAUCUAUGGACUGGACGAGUGCCUCAAGAUACAGACGUCUUGAUCUCACACACGCCACCCAGAUAUCAUCUUGAUCUUCCAGGCGUCAGUCCUCUCGGCUGUGAAUUCUUAUUACGAGAAGUUCGACGUGUGAAGCCUGCUGUGCACGUCUUUGGACAUGUCCACGCGGCGAGAUCUGACAUUUUUGGCCAAUUAUCUGGAGGGCAGGAACUCGUACGCUGGGACUUGACAGAACGACAUCUCGAAGGUGUGUUCUCCGCGGAAUCACCAGACGGGCUAUUCAGCUUCAUGUUCAGCUUGAUCAAUCCGGUAACGUGGUACCACUUGUGCGGCUUCUGGUUCUAUAGCUUACGAGCGCUUGUUCUGGAGCGUCUACUCUGGACCGAGCCGCCUCCUACCACGAGGAUGGUAAAUGCAGCAUUGAUGCGAUGCGAUGAAGGUUGGCUGGGCAAUGAGCCGCAGGUAAUACAUGUAUGA
Molecule: messenger RNA, 1005 nt
Organism: Pseudocercospora fijiensis CIRAD86
Lineage: Eukaryota; Fungi; Ascomycota; Dothideomycetes; Mycosphaerellales; Mycosphaerellaceae
Exons: 2
Coding region: 1-1005 (334 amino acids)
Molecular function (GO): hydrolase activity
Source: RefSeq, a predicted model, not a curated record